Messenger RNA from Chelmon rostratus (copperband butterflyfish), 2302 nucleotides. RefSeq lists its product as uncharacterized. The transcript is spliced from 17 exons. The record is from RefSeq and is a predicted model, not a curated record. The coding region runs from base 32 to 2302 and encodes 756 amino acids. Lineage: Eukaryota; Metazoa; Chordata; Actinopteri; Chaetodontiformes; Chaetodontidae.
GCUCUCUGCCAGCUGAUUGGCCUCCUCCAACAUGCUCCGCCCCCUGCUCCUCCUGUCUGCUCUCAUUGGGCUGCUGCCUGGUGCUGAGCAGCAGUAUGUUGGUUCUGCAACAUUAAACAUCUCCUCUUGUCCCAUCUCAUAUUAUGGAGAGCAGUUCACAACGCUGUAUGUGACUGCCACGAAUGAAGUAUUCACAGCCUGUUUCGACAGCAUUGGUGUGGACUGUAUUACUGGGCCUCCAGUCGAUAAUCAGACAUAUUUCUACAAUUUACUGUUUGAGAAUGGAACAGAAUUCAAUGAUAAUUUGCCAUCUAUUUCCAGCCCACUGAUAUGCUCAGUGGAGUUGAGUGGGAAUAUCAGUUCACUUCCUUUUUCUCUGAAAAUAAGCAGCCUUGGCUCACAAGCAGCUGUGAAACUAGAAGCAGAAGACCCGGGUCCACAUGAGUUUGAAUUUGUGGUCAUCGCUGAUUCUGUAGAUUCAGUGAAUUUGACAAACACAGGCCCGAUCUACAAAGACAUCAGCGCAUGCAGAUCAGGUGUUUUGUAUUUCUAUGAUGAUGAGAUCAGUUCUAACCCAGACACCUGCUCCACUGCUUACUGUGAUAGUGUGGCAACCAUUCAGAUUGAUGGAUGUCCCCCACUGCAGCGUUGUCAUGGCAACAACACCUGCAAGUUUGACCCCAUCUGCACUGUGACCGGCCCCGCUGUCAUUGACUUUAACGACCAACUGAAGACUGUGGAGGAUCGGUGUGGGUACACCCUGCUGACAGGUUCAUCAAUCCAAAAUCUCACUGUGGUGGCGAACUUCCAGGAACGUCGUCGUAGAGAUGUGAGCUUUUUGGACAGCGUGACACUGCGGCUGCAGGGGCAGGAUGAUGUUCACCUGGAACAAGGCGGGAUAGUUAAGGAGGGGAACACAACACUGACCAUCAACGGCUCGACUGAUCUGGGAAACGGUGUGGAGGUCUUUGUGGACCCAACUGGAGUCACUGUCACCGUGUCGCACCCCGAGUCCACCACUUCUGUCUUCUUUGACGGGAACACUGCACAGAUCAUCUUCACAGGACCUACUGGACAAGAUCCAGAACUGGGGGGAUUGUGUGCCAACUCCAGCGCGUCUGUGAGUGAUGAGAGACUUCCUGAGGACAUUGGCAGCAGCUGUGAGGUGCAGUACAAUGACACUGCUGACAGUUCCAUCAACUGCACCAUGAUGACUGAACGCUGUAACCUCCUGUUGGAGGAGCCCUUCACCGCCUGUCACGACCACACCGACCCAGAGUCCUACAUAGACGCCUGCAUCGACACUUUGUGCAAAUACCCUGCGGUGGACGGUCUGAACUGUCAGUUCCAGGAGGCCUACGCCAGAAGCUGCAACCUGCGCAGCAACGACACACUGGACAGCUGGAGGUCAACGGCCGGCUGCUCCCCCCCUCAGCCCUUCUGUCAGGGAAGGAUCUGCAGCGAUCAUGAGUUCUGUGCUGAGACCAUGAGUAGUGGAAUCGGCUGCUUCUGUCGGGCCAUUUUUGCCUUCCCGUACAGAUCGAAUGACACUUUGGGUGACCCGACGGUCUGCGAGGAGAACUCAGCCUCAGUUACUCUGGUCGGGUGUCUCCUGGAGGAGAAAGGCAUCGACUAUACGAUGUUACACCUCAAUGACCCCACCUGCACGGGUCAGAUAGAUGAGCUGGACCACAUGGUGACCUUCAGCUUCAACAGCAGCAACACCUGUGGGACGGAGGUCAUGGCCAACAACAGCCAACUGAUCUACAUGAACAGCAUCGUAGGCAACAACAGUGUCUCUGACAACAUCACUCGCCAGGACCAAGUCUACAUCGACUUCUCCUGCGUCUUCAUUCAGCCAGAUGUCAACACUGUGACCUUCAGAAUCAAAGACAGCUCUGUGAUUGAGAAGAUCACAUCUGGAACUUGGAAUUACACUCUGACCAUGAAGGCCUACACCGACGGCGGACGCACACAAGCUGUGGACUCCAACACUGAAGUCCAGCUGAACCAGCAGAUCUGGGUGGAGCUGGAGACUGACGGGCUGGAUGACGGUUUGGUGGCCCUGGUGACCGACUCCUGCUGGGCAGCCGACCAGGCUGAGAGUCUGAGAUACAACCUGAUUGUAGACGGCUGUGCGAACCCCGAUGAUCAGACGGUGAAUGUGAUGGGAAACGGAGAGGGAACGUCCAACUACUUCUCCUUCAACAUGUUCCAGUUCUCUAGGAGCUCUUCUGAGGUCUCUGUGCACUGCAAAGUCAACCUGUGUGGCAACCUGAACCAGACCUGCACCCCGUCCUGA